Gadus morhua (Atlantic cod) is the source of this 3118-nucleotide messenger RNA. It is a transcript of the gene smad3b, whose product is annotated as SMAD family member 3b. Gene Ontology annotation, biological process: transforming growth factor beta receptor signaling pathway; anatomical structure morphogenesis; SMAD protein signal transduction. Gene Ontology annotation, cellular component: heteromeric SMAD protein complex. Bases 212 to 1489 code for a protein of 425 amino acids. The record is from RefSeq and is a predicted model, not a curated record. NCBI's taxonomy places the organism in Eukaryota, Metazoa, Chordata, Actinopteri, Gadiformes, Gadidae. The transcript is spliced from 9 exons. Gene Ontology annotation, molecular function: I-SMAD binding; RNA polymerase II cis-regulatory region sequence-specific DNA binding; DNA-binding transcription factor activity, RNA polymerase II-specific.
AGGAGGGGACAAACUCCAGACUAGCACCGGGCUGCAGGCGACUCGUACCGGGGAAGCUGCGUCGCGAGCAGGCGCCGAGUCGGGACAUCAUCCAGCACGGAGCGCUAAGCUAGCUCCCACUAGCUUAACCUCACUUCUUUCAUUUUUUAAUCUUCUAUCUCUAGAAAACAGGGUCAGUCUACUCUGUGGCUCGUCGGUCUGACAGUAUACCAUGUCUAUAUUACCUUUCACUCCCCCCAUCGUGAAGAGACUCCUCGGCUGGAAGAAGGGAGAGCAGAACGGACAGGAGGAAAAAUGGUGCGAAAAAGCAGUGAAAAGUCUCGUCAAGAAGUUGAAGAAGACGGGACAGCUGGAGGAGCUGGAGAAGGCCAUCACCACUCCGAAUGUCAACACCAAGUGCAUCACCAUCCCGAGGUCUUUGGAUGGGCGUCUGCAGGUGUCCCACCGGAAAGGCCUACCGCACGUCAUCUACUGCCGCUUAUGGCGCUGGCCGGACCUGCAGUCGCACCACGAGCUGCGGGCCGUGGACCUCUGUGAGUUCGCCUUCCACACCAAGAAGGACGAGGUGUGCGUGAACCCGUACCACUACCAGAGGGUGGAGACGCCUAUUCUGCCCCCGGUGCUCGUACCGCGACACACGGACAUCCCCACAGAGUUCCCCCCCCUGGACGACUACAGCCACUCCAUCCCAGAGAACACCAACUUCCCCGCUGGCAUCGAGCCUCAGAGCAACUACAUCCCCGAGACUCCUCCCCCUGGGUACUUGAGUGAAGAUGGAGAGACCAGCGAUCCCCAAAUCAACCACAGCAUGGAUACAGGGUCGCCAAGCCUGUCACCCAAUCCCGUCUCUCCAUCAAACAAUAAUCUGGACCUCCAGCCUGUAACCUACUGCGAGUCAGCCUUUUGGUGCUCCAUCUCCUACUACGAGUUGAACCAGCGGGUGGGAGAGACCUUCCACGCCUCCCAGCCCUCCCUCACCGUGGACGGCUUCACGGACCCCUCCAACUCUGAGCGCUUCUGCCUGGGUCUGCUCUCCAACGUUAACCGUAACUCCGCCGUGGAGCUCACGCGCAGACAUAUAGGACGUGGGGUGAGGUUAUACUACAUCGGGGGGGAGGUGUUUGCAGAGUGCCUCAGUGACAGCGCCAUCUUUGUCCAGAGUCCAAACUGCAACCAGCGCUACGGCUGGCAUCCUGCCACCGUCUGCAAGAUCCCUCCAGGCUGUAAUCUGAAGAUCUUCAACAACCAGGAGUUCGCUGCACUCCUGGCUCAGUCUGUGAACCAGGGCUUCGAGGCGGUGUACCAGCUGACCCGCAUGUGCACCAUCCGCAUGAGUUUUGUGAAGGGCUGGGGAGCAGAAUAUAGGCGACAGACAGUGACCAGCACCCCCUGCUGGAUAGAGCUGCACCUGAACGGCCCUCUUCAGUGGCUGGACAAGGUGCUCACGCAGAUGGGCUCCCCCAGCAUCCGCUGCUCCAGUGUGUCCUAGGAACAGCAUGCCAACCCCCCCCCCCCCCCCCCCCAUACUCAUUUACACAAUCACAUAGGAUCAACAACAGCAAAAAAAAAUAUUAUACGGAAAAAAGUAAACUCAUCUGGACACGCACACACACAUAUACACACACACACACACACACACACACACACACACACACACACACACACACACACACACACACACACACACACACACACACACUGUAAAGCACUUUCCUUGUAGGAGUAGCCAUGAAUUCCAUUUGAAGGUUUAUGUUAUGACUUGUAUCUGUCGUAUUGUGCUCCCACAGCCACAGCAUGUUAGCAAUAGGUUUCAUAGUACUGAACUUGCACCCUACCACCUUGUCCCCAUCAUGCAUUAAUGUACAUUUUAAGACGGUAAUGUAGUGCUGUGUUCAUCAUUUUUCGAUGAAGACCAUUGAACUCCUUUUGAAAAAUCUGCUUAUUGUUCUGUUCUAUUUGUUUGGUUUUUAAGUCAAUUCUUGUAUGACUCAAGUUGUUUGGUCAAACGAAGAUAUUAAUCACCUUGCUAUUUAAUGAAAUUUGGUCAUGUUCAAUGCCCCUUCAACUGAUCACCUAUUUUUGUAAUCGUGAAUUGGAAAGGCUUAUUUAGCAUUGUGGCUCUAGUGAGGUAAACGCCCAGUUUGAGUAAUGAUGAAAUCCCUCAUCUUGUUAACAAAUACAAAGUACAAAGUACUUUGGCCUAACCAAUUAGUCUAUAUGAUGAAGUAGUGAAUUAUGUGGUUAUUCCUUCCAAUUGAUAAUGUUGGCUAUUGCUCAACAGAGAAUUGGACAUAUUUAAGAAUAAUGUCUGUAUGAAAACUAUUUUGCUCAGUGAAAGACAUUUUAUAAUUUAUUUUUACAUAGUGUCCUGCAUGGGGAAUAUAUUUUUAUUGGCACCCCACUAUGAUCGAUGUAUAUAAAUAUUCAUAGCUUGUGAUGAUUCAAGUAUUUUACGGUCAUCGGAUUCAGUGGAAAACUUUAGGAUCGAUCGAUCCUGAAAAUACUGUACCAGCUGUUAAACUGGAAAAUGUUUCCAUGAAAGGAAUAAGGCUAAUAUAAACGGUGUCAGUGGAGUAGUUUAGGUCUUAGCAUCGUAACUCUCGUCGUGCCUCACCAGCAGUAGCCGCCCCAGUGGCACUCUCCUACAUAGCACUUAAUUUACACAUGUAAUCCACGUCAGUUCAAUGUUCACCUGAGUAUACAACAUACUCUGCAUGGAUAAACAGCCGUUAUUAGGACGUGUAAUGAUCAGUUAGUGCAUCAAUGGUAGUGUUUUCUGCUUGUCCUCUUCUACAUCCCACAUUGUUAUGCUAUAAAAGGCAUGCUUGAUAUGCUUGUGGUCCUUGUUUAUUAGCGAGUCGGUUCAAGGCGGCCCUCUCUCCCACUGCACUUCUAGUACACGAUACCGAGCUGGAAUGAAAUCUGUUCAGAGCUGUGACCCCGUGCUAUGCAACGGUGUAUUCAACCAAGUAGUUUGUAGAUCUGUGUCAUAAUUUGUAUUUGUAUCUUACUUUAUUAGGUUGUUUAUCUCAUGUAUUAGGUUCUACAUGUUAGUCCAAAUUGUUUUGAAAUUGCCAUUGUUUUUGUCAUGUGAUGAUUUAAUAAAAUUGUACCUGUA